AUGCUACUUAUCGCAUUACUCCUCUCGUCCAUGGCCCAGCUGUCAGCCGCCAUCACCUGCUUCGAGUGCACAAGUUCCCAGGGGACGGAUUGUAAGCUGGCCUCGUCAUCGUGCAGAUAUGGGCUUUUUGGCUGUGUCAAGAUUGCGGUGCUGAAUGGCGGUGUGGAUCGAAUGGGCAACUUCUACGAUGAGGAGCGUCAUAUAUCAAUGAUGGUUCGAGGGUGUGCGCUAUUACCAAUGGGCGGAGUGGACAUGUGCGAGCAGUCCAGUCUUUUUGGGUAUAGAGUCGUGAAGUGCACUUGCUUCAACGAUUAUUGCAACAGUUCCCCAAAAAUGGCGUCAAUAUUGGCCAUAUUUUUCGUGAUAUUUUACCAAGCCAUCCGAUGCAUU
Molecule: messenger RNA, 390 nt
Organism: Mesorhabditis spiculigera
Lineage: Eukaryota; Metazoa; Nematoda; Chromadorea; Rhabditida; Rhabditidae
Source: the annotation of a GenBank genome assembly